AUGGCAUCCCAUGCCUCUAGUGAGAAGCAGCAGUCCGUGCACCCCGUGCUGCCGUCAUGGGGUCCCCCUGACACGUCUUCCGAGUCGGCCAAGAGCUCCGCAGCUACCGCCGAAGAAGCAGCAGAGUUAGCAUGCCUGAUAAAAGAAGUCGUGGCGUCUAGACUGCCUGCGGAGGGCAAGCUGGCUGCCAACCUGCCGUCCCUGAUGAAGCAGCUGCAUGGCCAGUACCUCCUAACCCUUGGCGCAGAUCCUUUCACCCUCGAGGGCUUCUUUGGCGCAUCCCUGAAGAUGGGUGCUGCCUACUGGGCUUCUACGUCCUUGUGGCUUCUGGGGCUCAGAAGCUCAAAGACCGAUAGGAUGCUGCAGGAGGCAGGCGCAAGAAGAAAAAAGAGCAGCAGCUCGCAAGGUGCCAAGCUCGCAGAGGAGCUCGCGGGAGAGGCAUCGUUUUGCCUCCCUCUAGAAUUCAGUGUCGUUGGUGAAGAGAGCUGCGUGGGCUCUGAUGGCGGCAACGCGCCUUCCUGCGGGUCUUUUUCUCUGGAUUCUAUCCUGGAAACUCGUGAGGAUUUGCUGUGCGACUUUGUUUUGCGAUGUCUGUGCCCUUCCGGAGGGUUCGGGCAGGAUAUACACCAGGAGGCGCAGCUGACAGCUACACACUAUGCGCUCCUGCUGCUUCUCGGCCUGGGUCGCCUCCAUCUGCUUCCUUCUCCGCACCGAACUGCUGCGUGGGUUCGCAGUCUGCAGACGCCGGACGGGGGCUUUAAAGGCGACGUCUGGGGAGAGGUAGACAGCAGAUUUUCGUACUGCGGAGUAGCGUGUUUGCAUCUUCUAGGGCAGCUGGAUGAAGCUGUGGCGGCAAGGGCUGUCCGUUUCAUCCAGCGACUCAUGAAUGCGGAUGGCGGUUUCGCGUGGAUCCCUGGGGGCGAAUCGCAUGCAGCUUCUGCCUUUUGCUGUUUGAGCACGUUGGCAUUGUGUGGAGGCCUCUGGACGGUCAACAGGAGGAAAGCUGCACACUGGCUGAUCGACCGGCAAACUGUUGGGGGGGGGUUCAAUGGGCGCCCCGAGAAGGCUCCGGAUGUAUGCUACUCCUUCUGGAUAUACGCUGCAUUCAGGAUCCUUGGUUAUGAGGGAUGGGUGGACGCAGAAAAGCUCGCUGGCUUCAUUCUUCAGGCUCAAGACACGGAGAGCGGUGGUAUUGCUGACAGGCCUGGCGAUCUCGCAGACGCCUUCCACACCUUCUUUGGUCUCGCAGCACUGGGGAUGAUUUACAGGACAGAUCACAUCCAAGAGCUUCACCCCGUGCUCGCACUACCCCGCUCUGUCCUUCAGACACUGCACAUUCCUGAUUGGGACCCAGGGCCCCCGCUCAACCUGAAUCAGUGCGCUGCAAAUGUCGUUGCGGGGUCGGGUGAAAGCUUUUUGUCUGAACAGGCGUUGUCUUAA
Molecule: messenger RNA, 1440 nt
Organism: Cyclospora cayetanensis
Lineage: Eukaryota; Apicomplexa; Conoidasida; Eucoccidiorida; Eimeriidae
Product: geranylgeranyl transferase type-2 subunit beta
Exons: 2
Coding region: 1-1440 (479 amino acids)
Biological process (GO): protein geranylgeranylation
Cellular component (GO): Rab-protein geranylgeranyltransferase complex
Molecular function (GO): Rab geranylgeranyltransferase activity
Source: RefSeq, a predicted model, not a curated record